AUGGCUAGAGCCAGGCGUAUCGUUGUCGACUCGAGCGACGACGACUUCCCAGAACUGCGGGACUUGGGCAGAAACAAAGCGGAGGAACGCAGGAGUAAUGGCUCAUCAGCAUCACAGACAGAAAGCCUUCCCAGCAAGAGCACGGUCAGGAGGCGCAAGCUCGGGGCAAUGAACGACAAUACGCUACUCCGUCCCAAGAUGGAUAGAGGAUCCUCGCGAACGAUCUUUGACGAUGAUGGAGAGGAAUUUGUCAGACCUCGGCGUACUGAGCUUCGGAACACCAAGUCGAGACCUGUGGUCAAAAGCGUUGAGCUCGACAACUAUUCGGACACCGACUCAAUGCAUGAGGAGACAAUCAUCGAAGACUUCCAUGACGACGAUGGGUCAGAAUUUGAAGCCAGCAGGGUAUCAGGUUCAGAUGAGAGCGAUUUCACAGCCGACGAAUUCUUACCACGGUCACCCUCAAAAUCGAAGAGAUUGGGCACAGAAGAAAGUGAAAGGAGAGGGCAUGGGCAAGCAGAGCGCAGUCCCAGUCCGAGUGCUCAACUGUUAUCGGAAGCAAUUGAGGCGCAGGAACGGGACGGUGAUAAAGCCAAGGGCAGGACAACAUCCAGGAAGGCAAACAGCAAGUCAAGAGAUACGACGCCAUCAGACCUCACGAGGCCACUCUCAAAAUUGAAUCUACAUGAGCUCAAGCCGCCGAGGUCUCAAGAACCCUCAUCAAGAAUCGAGCGACCAACGACGCCAACAUCUCCACCUCCACAGCCCAGAACAUCCGGUCUCAUGUCCCCGAGCAAAAAGAUACCACGCAUACCAGCCACGCCUCACCAUUCGACUGCGGAGACCUUCUGGAAUCAAGAGUUUAUCGACGAGUGGAACGACGAGCACUCGCCCAAGAAGCAGCUCUUCCUCCCAUCAGUUGGUGGGAGCCCAUCCAAGAAGCACAACAGCCCCAGCAAGAAGUGCCAGCCGAGCGCGGCAGCCCUGGCCAAAGCCGCGAAGAAGGCUUUCGAGCAAUCCAAGCGCGAACUUGCCGACAAAUUCCUACGAGAACUCGACACGCAAAUCACAGACGGCAAGAUCUCGGAGCUCUCGGCGCCGACGGGCGGGAUCCGCAUCGACUGGACCAACAAGCUGAACACGACGGCCGGUCGGGCCAACUGGAAGCGCGAGACGAUCAAGCGCAAGGACGGCGACUCGGGCGCCGUCACGUCGGUACGGUACAAGCACCACGCGUCGAUCGAGCUGGCGGAGAAGGUCAUCGACGACGAGAGCCGGCUGCUGAACGUGAUCGCGCACGAGUUCUGCCACCUGGCCAACUUCAUGGUCAGCGGCGUCACCACGAACCCGCACGGCCGGGAGUUCAAGGCCUGGGCCGCCAAGGUCACCGCCCGGUUCGGCGGCCGCGGCAUCGAGGUGACCACCAAGCACAGCUACGACAUCGACUUCAAGUACGUGUGGGAGUGCACGGCGUGCGCGCUCGAGUUCAAGCGGCACUCCAAGAGCAUCAACCCUGAGCGGCACCGUUGCGGCGCGUGCAAGAGCGAGCUCAAGCAGACGAAGCCUAUGCCGAGGGGAAAGCCAGGGAAGGAGUCUGAUUACCAGAAGUUCAUGAAAGAACAGAUGAAGCUGAUUAAACAGGAGAACCCCGCUAGCCCGCAGAAGGACAUCAUGAAAAUGGUCGCGACGCGGUGGUCCCAGGAGAAGGACAUGGGCUCGGGGGAUAAGAAGCCGAGCCCGUCAUCACAGUGCAGUAAUGAUAGCAGCGGCAAACCCCACAAGGUCGAGGGCGUCGCGCGGGCUAUGGAUAAGCUGACUCUGAUAGAUCUGACAUGA
This is a messenger RNA of Diaporthe amygdali, 1836 nucleotides long. RefSeq lists its product as uncharacterized. Gene Ontology annotation, cellular component: nucleus. The record is from RefSeq and is a predicted model, not a curated record. The transcript is spliced from 2 exons. NCBI's taxonomy places the organism in Eukaryota, Fungi, Ascomycota, Sordariomycetes, Diaporthales, Diaporthaceae. The coding region runs from base 1 to 1836 and encodes 611 amino acids.